AUGUUAGAUGAUGAUGAAGAUUAAGUUAUCAUAGUAGAAGAGGAUUCUCCCAGAGAAAAAAGUAAACCAAAUUAAAAGAAAUAGUAUGAGAGAUAAUAGAAUAAUACAGAUAAGAUAUUAAAUGGGAAUAACCCUUUAAUACAAUAAAUAACAAUAUGUGAAAAGGCUGUUUAAGAGAGAUUUCAUAUUGAUUAGUUUAUUACUAGAUUUUCUAAGGAUCAGAAUAGUGUAAUUAGAAUAAUAAUUUAAAUUUUAGGCUAUUUAAUAUUUGAUUGAGAAUUAAGUGAUUGAGAAUACAAAUGAAGAUAUAGCAAAAAUUCUUAUGACUACAAAAGGAUUGAAUAAGGAUUCAAUAAAUAAAUAUUUUUGUAAACCAGAUCAAAAAUAUUAGGAUAUAUUUGAAGCUUAUUGUUAAUUAUUGAAUUUAAAAGAUAAAAGUUAUUUAGAUGCAAUGAGAUUAUUAUUAUAAAGAUUUAGAUUAGCAGGAGAAGCAUAAAUGGUAGAUAGAGUAGUUAAAAUAUUUGCAAAAGUUUAUAAUUAAUAAAAUCCUGAUGUAUUUAAAUCAGAAGAUGUACCAUAUGUAUUGGCUUAUUCAUUCAUAAUGUUGUCUACUGAUGCUGCCUCAACUAAAAUAUUAGCAAAGAAUAAGAUGACUAAAGAGCAAUUUCUUAAAAAUAAUAUUCCAGUAUUUCCAGAUAUAUCACCUAAAUAUUUUGAAGAAGUUUAUGAUUCCAUAACUAAAGAACCAUUUCAAACUACUUUAGAUUAUUUAGAAUAAAUGUAUAAUCGUAUGAUUCUAUGUAAUGAAAAAAUAUAAGGAGAAUAAAUAACUAAAUGGUUAUAAGUAGCAUUUGAUUUAAUGAAAGGAUGCAAUUUAGUUAAAUAUGGAAGAUAUAAUGGUGGAUAACCAAGAAAGUUUUUCUUAAGUAGUGAUGAAAAGUAAUUAAUAUAAAUGAUUAAAUUAGACGUAUAUGUUGGAGAUCAAUAAAUAAUGAUAAUGAACCAGCAAGAUAUAUUAAUAUGAGUGAUGUUCAUGAUAUAGCAUUGGGUUAAAAUACUACUGAAAUUAUGAUUAAGAAUAAUAUACCUCCAGAAUUUGAUAUGUUUUGUUUUUCAAUUAUUACAAUACAUAGAUCAGUUGAUAUCAAAGUAAAUGAUUUGGAAAUUAAAUCAAAAUGGAUUAAUUAUUUAAGAGCUGUUAUUAUUAAUCGUAGAGAAAUGGAAGCAAAAAGAGCAGAAGAAAAAUAAAGAAGAUAAGAAAAUGAAGAAAAGAGAUCAGAAAUAUGGAAAAAUGAUAUCUUACCAUUUUGGCGUUCACAUUGGGAUUAUGAACCUAAUAAACCUUUAAAUUAUAAGAAAUAUAUUAGUGUCAAAAAAGAAGAAGCUGUUUAAAAAGCAUAAAAUUAAGCCAAUUCUGCUAGUGUUCUAGAAAGUUUAUGUCGUUGUCUUAAAAAAACUAUUUCAUUAAAUCCUAUCUAAAAUAGAUAAUAAAUAUAAAAUUAAUAAUAUAGUAAUCAAUCAGAAAUUAAUAAUGGUAGUAAUAUCUAAUAAGAAAUGAUUGUUUAAGGUAAAAAAAAUAAGUCUAUGUUACUUAUGAUUUUAUGGAAACUUGGAUUACCUGAUUUUGCAAGAAGAACUUUAUGGCCUAUUAUUAUUGGUAAUAAUCUUAAGAUCAGAGAAGAACUCUAUUCUAUUUUUGUUCGUAAAACUACAAUUAUUUAAGAAGGUAUCACAAUAAUCAAUUUCUAGCUAUUAGAGGAGAUAUUGCAAGAGCAAAAUAAUAAUAUCCAUUCAUAAAUGAUGUUAAAGCUAAAGAAUUAUCAAAUAUUUUACAUGCCUUUAGUAAUUAUAGACCAGAUUUUGGAUAUAUACCAGAUUUAAUUGAUAUUGCAGUAGUUCUUAUUAAGCAUUUACAAGAAUAUGAUUGUUUCUAAGCCUUAGUCAAUCUUCUUCAUUAAUAUCAUUUCCUAAGUGUUUUUUAAAAUGAUACUAGAUAAAUUGAAUGGAGAUUAAGAUUCUUUGAAGAGAAUUUAUAAAGAAUAUUACCAUUUGUAUUCAGUCAUCUUAAAGCCAUUAAAUUAGAAACUAAACUCUAUUUAAUGAAAUGGUUCUUGAAAAUUUAUUUACAUCAAUUCAAAUUUCCUAUGCUUUCAAGAUUAUGGGAUAAUUUCUUAUUGGAAGGAGAAAUCUAUUUAUUUAAAGUUGGAAUUUGCUAUUUGAAAUAUUUCUAAAUAGAAUUGAAAGUAAUUAAAUCUAUAUUAAAAAUUAGAUGAGUAAUCUCGAUGAAGUUGUACGUAUUCUUACUAAUUGGUAACCAGAAAUUAAUGAAGACUACUUUUUUAUAUAAAUUGAUGAAAUUCCAAUAAAAGAUGAUGAUUAUACUAAGUUUUUAGAAUAACAAAAGGCAGCUGUAUUAAAUACACAAAUUCAUUAAACAUUAAUUGAGUCUUGA
Messenger RNA from Paramecium pentaurelia, 2452 nucleotides. Lineage: Eukaryota; Ciliophora; Oligohymenophorea; Peniculida; Parameciidae. The record is from the annotation of a GenBank genome assembly.